AUGAAACACAGGGCCCAACAUCCAAGAGCGGCCACUGUACUACUCCACCCACACAGGGCAGAUAGAGGCCUUGUAAAGCAGAACCGCCACCGACAAUUUGGACACGGAGCUGGCCGAGCGCAGCGUCUAGUGUGGCCCGAGGAGAUGACGAACGACUAUUUGGAGUUAAAAAGCCUCGGUGGUUCCCUGAGUGAGGCGAGUCUCUCUGCAGUCUGGACCCUGGCAGCUGGCACAGGGGAAAGUCAGAAGCAGAAAAGGCCAUAUGCCACCUCCAAGCCGGUCCAGAACCCAGACCACCAAGGCCCUGAAUCCCGCCUGGCCACUUGGAAAAACCGCUCCCAUGCACUCGCCAUGGGAACCGGUGGAGUGGGUGGGGCAACCUGCUAA
Messenger RNA from Knipowitschia caucasica, 387 nucleotides. The record is from the annotation of a GenBank genome assembly. Lineage: Eukaryota; Metazoa; Chordata; Actinopteri; Gobiiformes; Gobiidae.